Molecule: messenger RNA, 1203 nt
Organism: Penicillium subrubescens
Lineage: Eukaryota; Fungi; Ascomycota; Eurotiomycetes; Eurotiales; Aspergillaceae
Exons: 2
Coding region: 1-1203 (400 amino acids)
Source: RefSeq, a predicted model, not a curated record
AUGGCGGAAGUGGUCGGUACCCUAAGUGCUAUCACAUCCCUAGUGACUCUGGCCCUUCAAUCUUCUAUCACUCUCUAUCAGACUGUUCAGAGCCUCCAAUCCAGAGACAAGGUGAUUCGUGAGCUUCGUCAGGAGAUAGAGGCUCUCCAGGGUGUUCUUCAAGCACUAGGUGAAUCAAUUUACGAUGUUGAAGUCGAUCUCACAGUGCUUGAGCAGCCCCUUAAGCGAUGCAAUAAAGCCUGUGGUGAAUUCAAUGAUUUGAUCAUUAAAUGCACGUCGCACUCCACCCAGGAGCAGAACAGCAAAAGAGACUGGCUAAGGUUGAGGUACAUGGGUGGGGACAUCACCAAUUUCAAGGACAUGUUGUCUAGUUAUAAGUCAACUAUUUCUAUUGCACUCGCAUAUGCAAAUUUACGCACCACAAAGACUACAAGAGGUGUUUUGGAGGAAUAUAAAAACCUUAUCGAAAAUACAAAAUGUGAUCUGGAAAAUCACUUGCAAGAUAUUCAAGCGAAGCUACAAAUCGCGUGUGCUCAAGGCCCCGCGACAGCUGGUCUCGACCCAGUUGAGCUCCAACUAAUGGAGGACGAGAAGAGUAGUACACAGAAGAGCCUCGAAAUCUGUGAACAAUUCCUCUCUCUGGUCGACCGGUCGCGACCGACUUUAGUGGGUGAAGUGACCAAUCCUUCCAGACUCGUUGAUAGAGCAUCGUCCUCCCGUAACCAUAAUGUUUCAUGGUUGAUCAAUGCGGAGGGACUCAAUUCUACUUGCAAGGAAAUUAUGAGCUGGAAGUUACGUUUGUUGCAGCAUCUAUAUGGAGUCGAUCGAAAUGUUCAAGGACAACAGCGCUAUCUGCCUUACUUAAACAACGAGCAAGAAUCCGAGGAGCAAACUUUUCGAGAAGAAUUAAGUGGCACAGAAACGCUGCUCAAUUUUUGCAAGCGGAUUGAAGAAGAAGAAGCAAGGCAACUACGAACUCACUACUUUGAAGAUGUCACCACAGGUGAUAAUAGCCGACAAGCCAUUGUCACUACUCUCGACGAUCUUAUAUCCGCCAAACGCAUCAAGUCAGGUGAUAAUUCACUUCAAGCAUUGGGUAAUAUGUCAGAUGAAAGCAUUCAAUCUUUUUUCAGUGGCGCUGGUGCCGAUGCCGGAUCAAAGAACCAAGGAAAAGGCAAGAAAAAAGAUGAAGCCAGCCAUUGA